CCUAUUCAGUUGUAUUUCCGCGCUUCACCACUAGAGGCAGAUACACAGUUUACUACUCAUAAUAAGUUACCUCUGACAUCACAGUCCACCGUUUUCCAUCAAGAAAAAAGGCCAGAACACUGAGCGGCAGUUGUCAUUCGAUAUCGGGCAACUUACCGAUCAGCAGCUACCAGACAGCAGCAAGAAUCACCUCACAUACAAUCUAUCCUGAACUCAGUAAAGUUUGUGUUCUGAAUCCUGUACUGUGUUUUUACUGACACGCUGGGGCGAGUACAACCUCCUGAUCAGCGCACACCAGAUAGUGAAACUCCAUUACAAUUGGUCCUUCGAGCUAGAGAGUAAACCUUCCUAACACUGGUCCUUCGAGCCGGAUAAGUGUGCUUACCACAAAAUAGAAUGUCGGAGCAACCUUCCAAUGAGAGUCUGCGCCCACAACACAGAAUUGAGCCCCCACCCCAUCUUAAAGACUACACAGUGCAAUAUCCGAUGCAGCAAUCAUGUGGACAAGAAGAGGAGACACAGCAAAACACAAUAAGAGAUCAUUAUAGUGUGUUACUCCCCGAUUAUAGUGAUUUUCUUCCUUCAAGUUCACAUGCUGAUGACAUCGACGCGAAUGCUCGAGCUACUAGCACUCCGCAUUGGGAUGUUAACAUUCAACCAGAUAGACCGUGGCUCACCAUACAGCCUUUCGAAAGUGAUGGGGAGGAGGAGCCUUUGUUACAAGAGGACGAGGCUGAACCCCACUGCUGGCAUAAGUCGAAGCUUCAAGAACUGGAGAUGGAAAAUAGGCAACUUCGUGAAGCUCAGAUGGCCACUCAGGAGGAACUCCGACAAUUUAAAAUCCUUUAUAAAGAUAUGCAGAAUUUAACAGUAAAUCUGCAGGCAGCUUUGCUAGCUCUUCAGCCACAACAGGUCAAAGAGACUCCAGUCCCAUUGCCCGCAAAUAUCUAUAAACCACCUGCAGCGGUGAAGCCAGGGCCAGCGCCCUAUAUUCAGCGGCCUACACCCUGCAGACCCCAAGUGCUACCUAGAAAGAGUCGCUUAAAGUCAGAAGCAGAUACAUAUGUCUACGGGACAAGCCCACAGCCUGCUGCCGAUCCUAAUCUACUAUAUUCUUCCUUGACCGGGUGGCUUCAGCGUACAGAAUCUCCACAGACGUCCUAUAAGGGCCUGCAUCCAACAAUUCCAAAUUUCACCUGUCCUGACCCUGGCGAGUUCGCUCAUUUCAAGUUAGCCCUUGAAAACAUCCUCCCUGCUGAUGCAUCUGAGCUCUUCAAGUAUCAGGUUCUCGUAGAACGCCUCAGGUUUGCAGAGGCUCGCCUAAUAGCAGAUUCAUUCCUGAAUUCCCCUCGGCCAUACACAGACACCAUGACUGCACUUACUGACAGAUUUGGGGUACCUUCUCAGUUAGCUUUUACAGAGAUAGCAGCAGCUAUGAAUGCUCCUGAUGUUCAACCUGGAGAUGUAGCCGGUUUUAAUAAGUUUGCCCUUCAAAUUCAAGCUCUCGUGGGUCUCCUGAAGUCAUUAGGUUCUAAGGGAUAUGCAGAACUGCAGUGCCGCUCACAUGUAGCACGUCUACUCACUAAAUUACCCGCGGAUUUGUGUGCCUCAUUCAGAAAACAUCUGCCUCAUCAGAAUACCUACACUCUACCAGAUCUAGCAGAGUGGCUCAAGCUUGAAUCCUGGUGUCAGGACUAUAAGAGCACGAAUCAGAGGAAAGAGCAGAGACGUAAGAUGGUGCAAGCAAGACCAGGCCCAGUAGCAAAGCCCAGACUCCCUUCUGUCCUGCAUGGAGCUAACCAACCACCAGAAGCAGCUCCUCAGGUGCUGACGCCCUCGUAUCAGUCCGAGCCAGCAUGGGGAUCUGAACAGAUCAGAGUUCUGUGCCCAUACUGCAACAGUACCGAACAUCACUUAAGCCAGUGUACCACUUUCAAGGCGUUUACUACAGAGCAGAUGAUCAAAUGGAUCAAAGACAACAAGCGUUGUUGGAAAUGUGGACGAUCACACAUAGCUAGAAAUUGUACCCUAAAGAAACCCUGUCGUUUGUGCCACGGGAAACACCUUCAAAUCCUUCAUAAGGUUAAUAUGCAACAGUUUGGGCUACCGGUCCCAGAAUGCCUUUACCUCUAAACAGAGUCAGCAGAAAUACCAACACCUGAAAGGCAUCCCUUUACAGCCCAUUGAUAAAGAACAACCGCUCUUUUUAUUAGAAGCAGACCAUCCCCACCUUAUAACACCUAUUAAACCUGUACGCCUUGGGCCCCCUGGACGAGCAGCAAUCAGAACUAGACUAGGUUGGACAACACGCUUUCUGCAGCAACAAAUACAACCUCAGCAAUGUUUACAUAUCUCUAUCAACCCUCAAAUGGAAGAACUCUCCCAGAACGUAGUUGUCAUUCGACAUCACGCAACCUACCGAUCAGCAGCUACCAGACGACAGCAAGAAUCACCUCACAUCAGCAAUCUAUUCUAAACUCAGUAAAGUUUGUGUUCUGAAUCCUGUACUGUGUUUUUACUGACACGCUGGGGCGAGUACAACCUCCUGAUCAGCGCACACCAGAUAGUGAAACUCCAUUACAAUGGGUUCUUCGAGCUAGAGAAAGAACCUGCUGACCCUGACAGCACAGCACGGACUUUUAACACCACAAAUAAACCGUGUAAGAACCACAACAACAACAACAACAACAACAACAACAACAAUAAUAAUAAUAAUAAUAAUAAUAAUAAUAUU
Molecule: messenger RNA, 2734 nt
Organism: Silurus meridionalis
Lineage: Eukaryota; Metazoa; Chordata; Actinopteri; Siluriformes; Siluridae
Exons: 2
Coding region: 397-2133 (578 amino acids)
Molecular function (GO): zinc ion binding; nucleic acid binding
Source: RefSeq, a predicted model, not a curated record